Toxoplasma gondii ME49 is the source of this 3403-nucleotide messenger RNA. RefSeq lists its product as hypothetical. The record is from RefSeq and is a predicted model, not a curated record. Lineage: Eukaryota; Apicomplexa; Conoidasida; Eucoccidiorida; Sarcocystidae. The transcript has 8 exons. The coding region runs from base 1296 to 2072 and encodes 258 amino acids.
GGGGCAGGAUCGCUUAGACGAUCACUUAGACUGCGCAGGUUCUCCGCUGUAUAGGUAGACAGAAACAUUGAGCACGGAGUCUAUAGACAUAUGCGGCGACUGCGGUGCGUGCACAUUCUGACUAAGGGCACCUUCUAUGAAGCGAAAAAAACAGGUUAGGGGCGCGCCAGAGGCGACGAACAUCCGCAUCUGAACCCCGUUAAAAACUUUUCUGUGUAUAUACCAUGAAGUGUGAAAAAGAAAGGCGCCAACACACUUGAAAAAAACACCUCGCAGAACCUUGAGCGCACGUUUGGACUUCAAGAGUCAAAGUCAAGUGAUCUACCGCAGAUGGUCACGUUGUCUAACGUUAAACGCAUAGAGUGGAGCGAAGAACCGGAAGGCCAUGUUUUACGCGUUGAUGUGGCUGAAGACCAGCGGAUUUUUGGGGGGACUGCAUGCAGGGAGAAACGUGGCACUUCCGCUGCAUGAGGGAGGCACGCCAACGCACAUGCAACCCUUUUCUCCGCUAUACCUAUUUGCUUUAUGAGGGAAACAGAAUGAGUCUUGCCCCUCUGCAAAGACUGUGCCUCGAGGUGCCCUCAUCUCACCUGCAGAACAGCUUGUUUUUGUAGCUUUACCUGGUGUGCAGUGGUUCCUGAGAACCGUCGCCGCCGCGUCGACCUGCAUGCGUCGAGGCUCCUAGCGAUUCGUUCGAGUUCCUGUCUCUGAGUUCCAACAGUAUAGAACCGCUGUUUGUCACUUCAAGCGCGUCACGUCUCACGUGGGCGUCUGAAGCGCUUCUUGGAAGACGCAACGAAGAUACCCCUGGAUCUUCUUCUGUCUGGACACACACUCUCGAGGAAAAGCGAAUCCUUGAAGCGAUCUUUCUGCCCCGGCAUCAAAGGUGGAAGUUUCCUUGCUGUUUCGACGUUGGUGCUGGUCUGUAUGCCUUGGCAUGCCACCUGGGCGACUUCUGCUUCCUCAGCUUCGUUUCCGACGUUUCGCCGUCCUUUGUGUGCGCUGAACAUCCAACGCAAGCUCAGUUCUCUUCUGGCCGCUUGGCUGUCGCCUUCCCCCCUGCGUCUUCUCGCCACCAGUCAGCGUCGCCUUCCUGUCAGCCUGCACUCUCAUCCACUUACGUUCCUUCCUUCUACAUACAAAAGCCGGUUUCUGCGUGUCGUCGAAGCCGCCGCUGCUCCACAGACGUCGUGCCCCAGACGACUCGCGGGUCGCCUGCGCUUGCUCGCCGGGAAAACUCGGGUGGAAGUGAAAGAAAUCGCGGAGUCAAAUCCAGGACCUCUCCAUCCGACUCGAUGACGCUCCUCCACUUCUUCGCCAGCAGCGUGUGCUGCUUCGGCCCGAUCUACGCAGUAUACAAAGCUACGGAAGUGUCAGAACAAGCCGGCACACUGGUGCUCGUUGCCCUCUCCUCCGCCUCGUACCUCUGCGCUCAACUCCUGAGAAGCUUGGUUGUCGCGUCGUUGGCGCCAGCCACCUGUCACCUUUACUUCGUCUGCGAGACUUUCACGCAGAUCCUUUGGGGCGUCAUGAAGAUUAUGGGUCUCUACUUUGUGAUCCACCACAGAACGGCACUGUCCUUCGACGCGGAUUCGCGCGUGCUGAGCAUUGGUCUGGGUUGGUCCUUCGCUCAUUCGCUCUUCACCAACCUGUUGCCGAUCCUCUCAAGUGCACGGACCGUGGCGUUCCACUGGAAGUUCCUCUAUGGUGCUUUGUCGGCAAAUGUUUCCAGCGUUUCUCUGCUGACCUUGACAGCGCUCGUUUUCCUCGCGACGCGGCGUAAGCAGCCGCGCGCAGCAGCCACCACACCAGGUAUUCUGGCAGCAGUCCUCCUGCUCCUCCCGUUUGUCACCAGCCGGAUUAUUGUCGGCGGCACCCCGUCUACCGGCCCUGCUGAAAGUCCAGCGUGGUGGAUACAACUCGUGCUUCAUGCAGCCGUCAGUGCUUCUGUUGCACUCUUUACGUGGCAGCUGUAUCGCUCUCGUGCAGCUAAAGGCACAAGCUCCCAGUCUGCCUCCACUUCGCAACAGCAAGGAGGGGGAAAUGGUUCCACGUAUCCCAAGCGGGAGUGAUACGAAUCUGAGUAUCAAGCUGUUGAAGAUGUCGAGGUCAAUGGGCCAGUGUCACCAUCUCGUGGACAGGUAGAAGAUGUCACGACACAGUGUGCGCGGGACGCUGACAAGGGAAGGCAACGCGCCUCGGCGACACAAGCAUCUUCUGGCAGUCCACUGAGUCCUGAAGUACAGAUUCGCGAAUCCUUCGAAGCGUUCUUAUAUGGAAUGCGCCGGAGCAACUUCACAAACCAUUGCCAUGUUGGCAUCCAUUUUAAUUCGUUCUUCCGUUUGUCGCAUGUGCCGGGCAGCAGCCAAUCGAUGACUGCGCAACUUAGUGAAAGCCAGUUCAUCCGUCUCGUUUAAAGGGAGUUGCCUACAUUUCUUGAACGGUGGUCUUAGUUUCCGUUGGUUGCUGCUCUUUCACGAGUAUGCAUGCACGCUCUAGCAAAGUAGCGACAAAAGUGGAGGCCCCAUUUCAUCCGGGUCGCACGUACCGGGCGUCCAGCGAGUUUGUGAGGUGGAGUCUGAGUGGCGGAGGCGGACAAGUUCGGGGCGCGCCGCCAACGGCACUUUACACAAGAUUUCCCGUCCAUCUGCAGGGAAGUAUCUGUUGUAUCGUAAGUCGUAAGUGGCAAUAUGUACAAGGUUGCCGGCUACCGGCCGUGGUCGGGCGGCAGUCUCACCUUCCCGCAUGGUGGUUUGCACACAAAAACGGUGUCGCCUCGCGUUGUCAAAGUUCUGAAACGCCCCGCGCUUGGCAUUCUUGGUGCACAUGGAAUUUUAUCGCCGCGGCCACGUAUCGCACUGCUUCCUUCGCCUGCAAGUCGACAUCCCUCUGCUCCUUUGCAUAUGUACAAGGAAGUGGGGAUAGACUCGGUAGGAGCCAGCGAAGUCCACUUCAGUGUGUGAAUCCAGUAAAUCAGUCUGUCAAGAAUCGAGGGACUCUGAGCAGGUGCGCUUCCGCUGUUUGCACAGUACGGGCACUUCGGGCCAAUUUCGCGACUGCCAAACACGUGGACGGCGCGACUUUCCGUAAUCAGACACGACUCGUGGAAUAAUCAUCCGGGCUCGCGUGUACUGAGUUGCUGCCGACAGCUGUCAAAGGCAGCAUGCGACCAACGGUCAUUCGCUCGGUGUGUCGUAGCUACUUUCGGAAAGGGAAGAAGCAAUUCGUAUUUGAUCGGUUGGCUAGGAAACGCAACACCCUCAACGAUCAUUCGUUAGUUCGUACUGACAAAGAGCAUCAGACCGGAUCUGAAGGUCUCCCACACACUCACAGUUGUCACUUAUCUUUCGUUUCCCAAGAGUAAACGUUGUUUCCCUGCGCCGCCCCGUAUGCUGACGCGAAA